AUGGUCACCAGCCACGCACGUCCAGGAUCCACCAUUGUCAUCGAGUCGAGUGUCUCGGUUGGCAUGACUCGUACACUCCUCCAUCCGUUCAGUAACAAGUUCCAUUGUGGAAUGUCUCCCGAAAGAGUCGACCCAGGAAGAACACAGCCUCCAGCUAGGGACAUCCCGAAGAUUAUAUCCGCGCUGUCUGCGCCAGCGUUGAUCAGUAUCAAUCGAAUCUACUCGCAAGCCUUUGCAACUGUGGUUCCGGUUCCCAGCCCGGAAGUUGCCGAGAUGACAAAGCUCUUUGAGAACUGUUAUCGAAUGGUGAAUUGUGCGUUUGUGAAUGAGGUUGCGGACGCAUGUGUGGCCAAGGGCAUCGACAUUGAUGAGGUAGUGGCAGCCGCAGCGACCAAACCUUUCGGCUUCCAGUCUUUCAAACCAGGUCUAGGAGUUGGAGGCCAUUGCAUACCUAUCAACCCUUUCUACCUCAUGGCUAAUAACGAGCUUCCGUUGCUUCGAUGUGCUACAGAUGCUACCUGGGCUCGUCCUCGUGUCGCCGCAAAGAAAUUCCUGGCCACGUCGGAAGUCCUACCGCGGGUGCUUGUCAUUGGAGUGGGCUUCAAACCCGGGGAAAAAGUGGUGGACUGUUCUCCUGGAGUGGCUUUUGCAGAAGAGUUGAAGUCUCUGGGAUGCGAAGAGGUGGCCUUCUAUGAUCCCUUGGUGGAGCAAGACCGUGUUCCAGGUGUCCGAAAGCUGGAAAACGAUGCUUAUGAUGCCGAGAGUGUCGACGCUGCAUUUGACCGUGUUGUUGUCUGUAUUAAACAGGACCAGGUUGACUGGACGGUCGUGAAGAGAUUAAACGUUGAUAAAGUGACGUGGUUUUGA
This is a messenger RNA of Ramularia collo-cygni, 867 nucleotides long. Its product is annotated as related to UDP-N-acetyl-D-mannosamine 6-dehydrogenase. Lineage: Eukaryota; Fungi; Ascomycota; Dothideomycetes; Mycosphaerellales; Mycosphaerellaceae. Gene Ontology annotation, molecular function: oxidoreductase activity, acting on the CH-CH group of donors, NAD or NADP as acceptor; oxidoreductase activity, acting on the CH-OH group of donors, NAD or NADP as acceptor; NAD binding. Gene Ontology annotation, biological process: polysaccharide biosynthetic process. The transcript has a single exon. The coding region runs from base 1 to 867 and encodes 288 amino acids. The record is from RefSeq and is a predicted model, not a curated record.